This is a messenger RNA of Tachysurus fulvidraco (yellow catfish), 2424 nucleotides long. It is a transcript of the gene synpra, whose product is annotated as synaptoporin a. Bases 258 to 1070 code for a protein of 270 amino acids. The record is from RefSeq and is a predicted model, not a curated record. Gene Ontology annotation, cellular component: synaptic vesicle; synaptic vesicle membrane. The transcript has 7 exons. Lineage: Eukaryota; Metazoa; Chordata; Actinopteri; Siluriformes; Bagridae.
GUUUUGCUCUAAACCUCAGUGCGCUUUUCUUAAAGCAGGGGAAAAAAUGGAAAUCGCAAACAAGGUCGUUUCCUCUGGGACAUUUCAGGUGUUUAAACUCCCUCUGGGCUUCAUCCGCCUGCUGGAAUGGAGCGAGGGAUAGACAGGGAUAGAGAUCAUCAGUGGUCAGGCUCUAAACCGCGUCCCGUUACCUCUAAAUGAUUCGGACUACAGCGAGCCACUUGUUGUGUGCAGCCGAAGAUCUGUUGUGUGUUUAAAUGUGUAUGGUCAUAUUCGCCCCGCUUUUUGCCAUCUUUGCUUUCGCAACAUGUGGAGGCUACACUGGACAGCUGCGGGUUAGCGUGGACUGUGUCAACAAAACUGACAGCAAUCUCAGCAUCACUGUCAAAUUCGCCUACCCAUUCAGGCUGAAUCAGGUCACCUUCAUGGUGCCUACAUGUGAAGGCAGACAGCAGGAGCAGCUCCACCUGGAUGGAGACUUCUCUUCCUCUGCUGAGUUCUUCGUCACUAUCGCCGUCUUCGCCUUCCUCUACUCGCUCUUCGCCACCGUGGUCUACAUCUUCUACCAGAACAAAUACAGAGAGAACAACCGCGGCCCGUUUAUCGACUUCAUAGUGACGGUGGUCUUCUCCUUCAUGUGGUUGGUGGGUUCUUCUGCUUGGGCCAAAGCUCUGUCAGACGUCAAGGUGGAGACGGAUCCUGACGUAGUGCUUCUGCUCAUGUCUGCGUGUAAAGUGCAGAACAACAAAUGUGCCUCGGUGUACGGGCCGGUCUGGUCCGGCCUCAACACCUCUGUGGUUUUCGGCUACCUGAACUUCGUCCUGUGGGCUGGAAACAUCUGGUUUGUGUUCAAAGAGACAGGCUGGCAUAAGGGCGGAGCCGCACGAUAUCCGACGCCGGCUCCUGAAAAACACACCACCGCCUUCAGCCAGCAACCCUACAACCAGCAGAACUACAACCAGGGCACCUUCGACGAAUCAGGAGCCAGCUUCGGAGGAAUUGGAGGCUUCGGCCAAUCAGACUACAGCCAAGUGGGAAGUUACACCUCAAGUGGGCCCACAUCUUACUAACCACACAGCACAAGCGAGCUAAUCGUCACGGGGCAGGGGACAAUUUCAUGGGCAAAGGGUGAGAAUUGGGUUCCGUCUAAUUCUCUUAUUUGCAGUUAUAGCGUUGGUAAACAGUGAUAUGUUUACACUAAAAAUUUCAGAAUCUUCCCACAGAAGUUUAUUCCAGGUUUUUUUUUUUAUUGAUGACUUUUAAAAUGUUUGGGUUUUGAAAAUUUGUCUAAAAGUCUAAGUGAAAUAUGAAGGUACAUACUUGAGGAAAAUGUUCCCUUUGGGUUUUUUCCAAACCUUUAAGGAUCCUUAUGUAGAACCCAGGUUUUCUGUUAGAAAGGGCUCCAGAAAAAAGCAUCUUCUAAAACAUACUGAGGAAACUUUUGUUAAAGGGGUGAAAUUAAUGGGUUCACACACAAAAAUAAAGGAAAAAAUCUCCUUAGAAGAAACGUUUGUUUUCUUAAUACAAGUAGAAAUAUUUUUCUUACCCUAUCGGUAAAUGGUACCAUUUUUUUUUUUUUUUUUUUUUUGAGGGGUAGAAUACUUCCUUAAGGAUCCAAAAUGGUUCCUUUAAAAAACACAUUUCAUGCUUAAAGAGUGUUUCAGAGGCAUACAAUGUGAUGACAGAUCAUGCAGGUUAAUCAAGAGGAAGACUUUUAGAAAAAGAAACAGAGAUAAAGGUUCAGCGUUCUUAGUUUCCUAAAGGGAUCUACUGGGAAUUGUCUCUGAUUGGGAAUCAUAAAGUUACAGGGUUCUACAUAGAACCAUUAAGGGUUCCCCUAGAGGGACAAGCCAAGAGUUUAUCCUUGUGGAAUUCAUCCACAUUUCUGCCCACAUAAUAUAAUGCCAGCGUAUCAGUUUUCUACAUCGCGCUAACUUGAUGCAUGACGAUGUGUCGCUGCGCUAAAUUCUUAAUCAAAUUUUGCCGUCAAAUGUAACAAAAAGAUGAAAUAUUUAUAUUAAGAUUACACGACCUUGUAAAUGACGUACUCGUGUAUAUACAGUUGUUAGGAUUGGUUGAAAAAAUAUAUGAAUAUAAAGCUGUAGCUGUAGAGCGAGGAGAUUCGCAUGCAUGCAACACACCUUCCAUCACGUCUAGUGCACGUCUCUUUUGUACGUCACACACAAAUUCAUGUGAUUUAAUAAAUAAAUAAAAUAUAAAAAAAACAAGCCUGCUAAAAAGAAUUGCAAGGCAUGCCAUUAAAAAAAAUAGAAAAUAGAACUGACUUAUUUUUUACUUAUUAUCUGAUUUAUGUGUUGCUUGCUAUAAUGUUAAACUUUUUAUUUAUCUAUUUUUUUGUAAAUAUUCCAAUUGGUGUGAAUGAUACUGCAUGUGCAUUUGGCGUAAUGCUAAUAAAGAUUGUGU